AUGGCCCUGGUUCUGUGGGUCUUUGGUCUGCUGGGCUCAGCCCUCUCAGUGUGGGCCAACAUCUUUGAAUACCAGGUGGACGCGCAGCCUCUCCGCCCGUGCGAGCUGCAGCGGGAGAGGGCCUUUCUGGAGCAGGCCGACUUUGUUCCUCAGUGCUCUGCAGAUGGCAGCUUCUGGACUGUCCAGUGCAGGAAGGAUGGCCAGGCCUGUUGGUGUGUGGGUGUCGACGGCAGGGAGGUGCCCGGCAGCAAACAGUCUGGGCGGCCGAUGUCUUGUCUGUCCUUCUGUCAGCUGCAGAGAAAGCAAAUCUUGGAGAGCAGCUAUGUCAACAGCACGGCCACAUCCUACCUGCCCCAGUGUCAAGAUUCAGGGGACUAUGAGCCUGUCCAGUGUGACAUAUGGCAGCUGCAUUGCUGGUGUGUGGAUUUGGAGGGAAUGGAGGUGUACGGGACCCGCCAGAGGGGCAGACCACUGAGCUGUCCCAGAAGCUGUGAGAUAAGAAACCGCCGUAUUCUCCAUGGGGUGGGGGACAAGUCACCCCCACAGUGUUCUGCGGAGGGAGAGUUCAUGCCCGUCCAGUGCAAGUUUGUCAACACCACAGACAUGAUGGUUUUUGAUUUGGUCCAGAGCUACAACAGGUUUCCAGAUGCAUUUGUGACCUUCAGGUCCUUCCGGAGCAAGUUCCCUGAGGUGUCUGGGUAUUGUCACUGUGCCGACAGUCAGGGGCGGGAACUGGCAGAGACAGGUUUGGAACUGUUACUGGAAGAGAUUUACGACACUGUUUUCGCUGGUCUGGAUCUUGCUUCCACCUUUGCUGAGACCACCCUGUACCGGAUACUGCAGAGACGGUUCCUAGCCAUCCAAUUAGUCAUCUCCGGCAGAUUCCGAUGCCCCACAAAAUGUGAAGUGGAACAGUUUACAGCAACCAGCUUUGGUCACCCCUACAUUCCAACCUGCAGCCGAAAUGGGGACUACCAGGCAGUGCAGUGCCAACAGGGAGGGCCGUGCUGGUGUGUGGACGCCCAGGGAAAGGAGAUCCGCGGGACUCGGCGGCAAGGGAGCCGGCCAUCUUGUGCUGAAGACCAAUCCUGUGUGUCACAAAGGCGGCAGGCCUUGUCCAGACUCUACUUUGGGCCUUCUGGCCACUUCAGCCAGCACAAUUUGUUUUUUUCUCCUGAGGAAAGACAGGCUUCUCAGAGAGUGUCUGGAUUCUCCACAUCUUGCCCACCUCUGUUCAGGGAGCUGCUUAUUGACUCUGGCCUUCUCCGCCCCACGGUGGGAGGGCAGGAUAAAGAAUUCCCUGCCCCACAAAGUCUUCUCAAAGAGGCCAUCAGGGCGAUAUUCCCCUCCAGAGACUUGGCUCGUCUUGCCCUUCGCUUUACCACCAACCCCAAGAGACUCCAGCAAAACCUCUUUGGAGGAAAAUUUUUGGUGAAUGCUGGCCAGUUUAACUUGUCUGGAGCCCUUGGCACAAGAGGUACAUUUAACUUCAGUCAAUUUUUCCAGCAACUUGGCUUCCCAAGCUUUAAGAGUAGAGAAGGAUUUGUGGACUUAACCAAGCAACUCUCUGUGGGACCUGAUUUAAACCUUGCCACAGAAACCCCUGAAGCUUUUGAGAAGGCUAUGAAGCUGCCACUUGUAGGCAGCUUUGGCUUCAAAGUUAACUUACAGGAGAACCAAAAUGCUCUGAAAUUCCUCGCUUCUCUCCUGGAACUUCCAGAAUUCCUUCUCUUUUUGCAGCAUGCUAUUUCUGUGCCAGAGAAUGUAGCCCGGGAUUUAGGGGAUGUGAUGGAAAUGGUACUCAGCUCCCAGGCCUGUGAGCAGCCACCCAGAAAGCUUUUUGUCCCAUCAUGCACAGAAGAAGGAAGCUACAAGGAUGUCCAGUGCUCUGCUGGGGAGUGCUGGUGUGUGGAUUCCUGGGGCAAAGAACUUCCUGGCUCAAGAGUUAGUGGUGGACAACCCAGGUGCCCCACGGAGUGUGAAAGGCAAAGGUCACGAAUGCAAAGCCUCAUGGGUAGCCAGCCUGCUGGGUCCAGCCUACCUGUCCCUUCUUGCACCAGUGAGGGGCAUUUCCUACCUGUUCAGUGCUUCAACUCAGAGUGCCACUGUGUGGACAUGCAGGGCCAGGCUAUCCCUGGAACUCGAAGCGUAACUGGAGAGCCCAAGCAAUGCCCUACCCGCUGUCAGUUGCAGGCAGAGCAAGCUUUCCUGAGGACGGUCCAGUCCCUGUUCACCAACUCCAGCCUGCCACCUGCUCUCUCCAGCGUCUAUGUUCCACAGUGCAGUGCCAAUGGGCAGUGGAGACGUGUGCAAUGCAGUGGGCCCCCUGAGCAGGUCUUUGAGUGGUACCAACGAUGGGCAGCUGAGAACAACAGUGGCCAGGAGCUGGUCCCUGCAGAGCUGCUGAAGAUGAUCGUGAGCUAUAGAGAAGUGGCUUCCAAAAGCUUCCGCCUUUUUAUCCGAGGCCUGUACGAGGCUGGCCAGCAAAACGUCUUCCCAGUGCUGGCGAGAUACUCUGCUUUCCACGACAUUCCAUGGGCAGCAUUGGAAGGCAACCUGACCCAGCCUGGAGGGAACAUCCUCCUGGAGCCCUUCCUCUUCUGGCAGAUCCUAAAUGGCCAGCUCAGUCGGUACCCGGGGCCCUACUCAGAUUUCAGCACUCCUGUGGACCACUUUGAACUUCGAAGCUGCUGGUGUGUGGACGAGGCUGGUCAAGAACUGGAAGGCACUUGGGCUGAGCCAAGCAAGGUGCCAGCGUGCCCUGGCUCCUGUGAGGAAGCGAAGGUUCGUGUCCUGCAGUUCAUUGAGGAAGCAGAAGAAAUCAUCUCAGCUUCCAACCGCUCUGGCGCCCCUCUGGGAGAGAUCUUCCUAGCCUCCAAGGGAAUCCAGCUGACCAAUGAGGAGCUCUCCCUUUCCCCGACCUUCUCCUUCCGGGAGAUGGUCUCUGAGAAGUUUCUGAGUGGGAGUGAUUAUGCCCUGCACUUGGCGGCCCAGUCCGCCUUGACCUUCUAUCAGAGACGCGGUGCUUCCCUGGGUGACUUGUCAGGAGCAGCUGCCCUUCCGAACAAUGGCCCCUACGUGCCACAAUGCGAUGCCUUUGGGAGCUGGGCCCCCAUGCAGUGCUACGCCGGGACUGGGCACUGCUGGUGUGUGGACAGGAAUGGAGAGUACAUCCCUGCCUCCCUGGCUGCCCGCUCCCCAAACAUCCCGCAGUGCCCCACGACCUGUGAGAAAUCUCGAGCCAAUGGGCUGAUUUCCAACUGGAAGCAGGCACCAUCUCCAGGAAACCCAUCUCCAAAAGACCUGUUCAUCCCAACCUGCCUAGAGACAGGAGAAUAUGCCCCGCUGCAGAUGUCUGAGGCUGGCAUCUGGUGUGUGGACCCAGUGACAGGAGAAAGGAUGCUACGGGACACAGGCAGCAGUGCCCAGUGUCCAAGCCCCUGUGAGGCACUCAGGAGCAGAGUCCUGGAGAGGAGAGUUGGUCCAGGCUAUAUCCCAGCCUGUGAGGCAGAGGACGGACGCUUCUCCCCAGUGCAGUGCGACCCAGCCAGCGGCAGCUGCUGGUGUGUCCUGGGCAGCGGAGAGGAGGUGCCUGGGACUCGCGUGGCGGGGAGCCAGCCUGCCUGUGAGAGCCCUCAGUGCCCACUCCCGUUCAGCAUGGCAGGUGUUGCGGGCGGAGUGGUCCUGUGUGGGGCGGCCUCAGGCCAGGGGGCCGCCGCCAUGCAACAGUGCCAGCUGAGGUGCCGUCCCGGCUACUGGAGUGCCUUCCCGCCGAGGCCCCUGCUGUGCAGCGCGGAGAGCGGACGCUGGGUGGCAGAGCUGCCCCAGCCCCGGGCCUGCCAGAGGCUCCGGCCAUGGCAGACUGUCCACACCAAAGUGCAGUUCCAGCUCCGGCUCCCACAGGGCAAGAUGUGCAGCGCCGACUAUGCAGGCCUGCUGCGGGCCUUCCAGGUCUUCCUGCUGGAUGCGCUGACAGCACGUGGCUUCUGUCAAAUCCAGGUAAACACUUUUGGGAUCCCAGUUUCCAUUCCUGUCUGCGAUGACUCCACAGUGCAGGUGGAGUGUCUGACGGUGGAGCGUUUAGGAGUGAACGUGACAUGGAAAUCUCGGCUGGAGGACAUCCCAGCAGCCUCGCUUCCUGGCUUGCAUGACAUUGAGGAGGCCUUAGUGGGCAAGAAUCUUGUUGGGGGCUUUGCAGAUCUGAUCCAAAGAGGUGAGCUCCAGCUUCAUCUGGAUUCUAAGACAUUCCCAGCAGACACCUCCAUUCGCCUCCUCCAAGGGGACCAGUUUGGCAGCUCUCCCAGAGCACAGUUUGGGUGCUUGGAAGGAUUUUACAGAGUCUCAGCCACCAACAAAUCCAGUCAGGAUUCACUGGGAUGCGUUAAAUGUCCUGAAGGAAGCUAUUUUCAGGAUGAACAGUGUGUUCCUUGUUCCAUCGGAUUCUACCAGGAACAAGCCGGUAGCUCUGCCUGUGUCCCGUGUCCUGUGGGCAGAACGACCUUGUCUGCUGGGGCUUUCAGCCAGGCUCACUGUGUCACCGACUGUCAGAGGAAUGAGGCAGGCCUGCAGUGUGACCAGGACGGCCAGUACCGUGCACACCAGACAGACAGGGGCAGUGGGAAGGCUUUCUGUGUGGACCGCGAGGGCCAGAGGCUGCCUGGAUCAGAAACAGAAGUGCCACUCAUGGAAUCUCAGUGCCUAAUGAUGCGAGAAUUUGAGAGGGUUCCAGAAUCUAAGGUGAUCUUCAGUGCCGACGUUCCUGUCACAGUCAGGUCCAAAGUCCCUGGUUCAGAGCUCCCACUGAUGCAGUGCUUGGCAGACUGUGUGGAGGAUGAGGCCUGCAGCUUCCUCACAGUGUCAACAGGGGGACCAGAAGUCUCAUGUGAAUUCUAUGUUGGGACAGAUGACAGCAUCGUCUGUACAACUUCUGAUCAGGAAGAAAACACGCUGGGGAAUGUGGUGGCCACCAGCUUCAGGAGUCUUAGGUGCCAGGUGAAAGUGAGGCGCCAGGACCGCGGCUCUCUGGCUGUGUAUUUGAAACAGGGACAGAAAAUCACCACCACAAGUCAGAAAAGCUUUGAACAAACUAAUUUCCAAAACACGCUCUCCGGAAUGUACAGCCCCUUCGUGUUCUCAGCUUCAGGAGCCAACGUGACUGAUGCACGGCUCUUCUGUCUUCUUACAUGUGACCGGGACCCAUGCUGCGAUGGCUUCAUCCUCACACAGGUCCCAGGAGGCCCCAUCAUCUGUGGGUUGCUGAGCUCCCCCAACAUCCUACUAUGCAAUGUCGAAGACUGGAGGGAUGCCCUGGAAGCCCAGGCUGCUAACGCUACAUGUCCUGGUGUGACCUAUGACCAGGGGAGCCACCAAGUGACACUGCGUCUGGGAGGCCAGGAGUUCAAGAGUCUGACACCCCUGGAUGGAACUCAAGACACCUUUUCUAGUUUCCAGCAGGUGUAUCUCUGGAAAGAUUCUGACAUGGGGUCUCGAUCUGAGUCUCUUGGAUGUAGGAAAGACAUGGCACCAAGGCCAGUGUCUCCAACGGAAACAGAUUUGACAGCAGAGCUUUUCUCCCCCGUGGACCUUAACCAGAUCAUUGUCAAGGAAAACCAACACCUGCCCAGCCAGCAGCACUGGCUUUUCAAACACCUCUUUCCACCCCAGCAAGCAAACCUGUGGUGUCUCUCUCGCUGUGUCCAGGAACCCUCCUUCUGUCAGCUCGCAGAGAUAACAGAAAGCACACCCUUGUACUUCACCUGCACCCUUUACCCAGAAGCCCAGGUGUGUGAUGAGGUCAUGGAGUCCAGUCCCAAGGGCUGCAGAGUGAUCCUGCCGCACAGACCAAAGACACUCUUCCGGAAGAAAGUUGUACUGAAAGAUAAAGUGGAGAACUUUUACACUCGCCUGCCGUUCCAAAAGCUAACUGGGAUUUCCAUUAGAAGCAAAGUGCCCAUGUCUGAGAAGGCCAUUUCUAAUGGGUUCUUUGAGUGUGAGCGGCUGUGUGAUGCGGAUCCAUGCUGCACUGGUUUUGGAUUUCUCAAUGUUUCCCAGUCAAAAGGAGGAGAGGUGACUUGCCUGACCCUAAGUAGCUUGGGACUUCAGACAUGCAGUGAGGAGAAUGGAGGAGGCUGGCGCAUUUUAGACUGUGGUUCUCCUGACAUUGAAGUCCACACCUAUCCCUUUGGAUGGUACCAGAAACCUGGUAAACAAAACCACGCCACAUCUGGUUGCCCAGUCCUUGCUUGGCCUUCCUUGGCUUCAAGAUUCUCUCUGGACAUGUGGCAGCCCAUAGCCCUCUCUUCAGUCACUGUUGAUCCAUCCACCCGGCACUUUGACGUUGCCCACAUCAGCACUGCUGCCACCAGGGACUUCUCGGCUGCCCGAGACCUCUGUUUAUUGGAAUGUUCCCAUCACCAGGCCUGCAUCACCACCACUCUGCAGAUCCAACCUGGGGUUGUGAGAUGUAUGUUCUAUGCUGACACCCAGAGCUGCACACACAGUCUUCAGGGCCAGAGCUGCCGACUGUUGCUCCGUGAGGAGGCCACCCUCAUCUACCGGAAGCUGGGCAUCCCUCUGUUCAGCAUUGAGGUGUCUGCACCUUCUGUGACCAUUGCCGCCCACGGCCAGCUGCUGGGAAGGUCUCAGGCCAUCCAGGUGGGCACUGCAUGGAAACAGGUCAACCAGUUCCUUGGAGUCCCGUAUGCUGCCCCGCCCCUCUCAGAGAGACGCUUCCAGGCCCCGGAGCCCUUGAACUGGACUGGUUCCUGGGAUGCCACCAAGCCACGGGCCAGCUGCUGGCAGCCAGGAGCCAGAACACCUGCAUCCCCUGGAGUCAGCGAAGACUGCUUGUAUCUCAACGUGUUUGUCCCUGAAAGCAUGGCCCCCAAUGCCUCGGUGCUAGUCUUCUUCCACAACACCAUGGAAGGCAAAGGGAGAGAGGGACAGCUGCCCAUUGAUGGCUCCUUCCUGGCUGCUGUUGGCAACCUCAUCGUGGUCACUGCCAGCUACCGAGUGGGCAUCUUUGGCUUCCUGAGUUCCGGGUCCAGUGAGGUGAAUGGAAACUGGGGACUGAUGGACCAGGUAGCAGUGCUGACCUGGGUACAGACCCACAUUGGAGGAUUUGGUGGAGACCCUGGGCACGUGUCCCUGGCAGCUGACCGCAGUGGGGCUGACGUGGCCAGCAUCCACCUUCUCACCACCAGGGCUGUGGACACCAGACUCUUCCGAAGGGCUGUGCUGAUGGGAGGCUCUGCCUUCUCACCGGCCGCUGUCACCAGCCAUGAGAGGGCACAGCAGCAGGCAGCUGCUUUGGCGAAGGAGGUCGGCUGUCCCAUCUCUCCCAGCCAAGACCUGGUGUCCUGCCUCCGCCAGAAGCCCGCCAGCGUCCUCAAUGAUGCCCAGACCAAGCUCCUGGCUGUGAGUGGCCCUUUCCACUACUGGGGUCCCGUGGUUGAUGGCCAAUAUCUCCAUGAGGCACCGGCCCGGGCACUGCAGAGAGCCCCAUGGGCGAAGGUCGAUCUGCUCAUUGGCAGUUCUCAGGAUGACGGGCUCAUCGACAGAGCCAAAGCCAUUAAGCAAUUUGAAGAAAGUCAGGGUAGGACCAGCAGCAAAACGGCCUUCUACCAGGCACUGCAGAACUCCCUGGGUGGCGAGGAUGCGGACCCCAGCGUGGUGGCUGCCGCGACGUGGUAUUACUCCCUGGAGCACUCCGUGGACGAUUACGCCUCCUUCUCCCGGGCCCUGGAGAACGCCACCCGGGACUACUUCAUCAUCUGCCCUGUGAUCGACAUGGCGAGGCACUGGGCAAGGCAGGCCCGAGGGACUGUCUUCAUGUACUAUGUUCCCCGAAGCUACGGGCACAGCAGCCUGGAACUGCUGGCAGACGUGCAGUACGCCCUGGGACUCCCUUUCCACCCGGCCCACGAGGGGACGUUCACUCAGGAGGAGAAAAGCCUGUCACUAAAAGUCAUGCAGUACUUUUCCAACUUCAUCAGAUCUGGAAAUCCCAACUACCCUCAUGAGUUCUCCCGGAGAGCACCGGAGUUCGCAGCCCCUUGGCCCAACUUCCUCCCGCAUGCGGAUGGAGAGAACUACAAGGAGCUCAGCUCCACGCUCCCCACUCGGCAGAGCCUGAAGGAAGCUGACUGCUCCUUCUGGUCCAAGUACAUCCAGUCUCUGAAGGCGUCAGCAGAUGGAGCCAAGGACCCACAGUCAGCCAAGGGUGAAGAGGAGGUAUUGCCAGCAGACACUGGGCUGAGUGAAGACCUCCCAGAGCCAGGCUCCAAGACCUAUAGCAAGUGA
Messenger RNA from Orycteropus afer afer, 8301 nucleotides. It is a transcript of the gene TG, whose product is annotated as thyroglobulin. The transcript is spliced from 49 exons. Gene Ontology annotation, biological process: thyroid hormone generation. The record is from RefSeq and is a predicted model, not a curated record. Lineage: Eukaryota; Metazoa; Chordata; Mammalia; Tubulidentata; Orycteropodidae. The coding region runs from base 1 to 8301 and encodes 2766 amino acids.